Messenger RNA from Carassius auratus (goldfish), 4055 nucleotides. RefSeq lists its product as uncharacterized. Gene Ontology annotation, molecular function: DNA binding. Gene Ontology annotation, biological process: DNA integration; DNA recombination. The record is from RefSeq and is a predicted model, not a curated record. Bases 521 to 3721 code for a protein of 1066 amino acids. The transcript has a single exon. Lineage: Eukaryota; Metazoa; Chordata; Actinopteri; Cypriniformes; Cyprinidae.
AGAUAACAGUGAGGGAGUCAGCCGUGACGAAAUUCGCGAACUUCGUCGGGCUACGGAUUUAUCUCUCAGGGCGACUAAAGAAACAGCACGUGCUAUUGGUAGAUCUAUGGCUGCUUUGGUUUCUACAGAAAGACACCUUUGGCUUAAUCUUUCAGAUAUUAAAGAUAAAGAUAGAUCUUUUCUUUUAGACGCUCCCAUUUCUCAUGAAGGUCUGUUUGGUGAUGCUGUGAAUGAAGUGGUUGAAAGAUUUCAAGAAAAUAAAAAGCAAUCUGAAGCUUUUAAAAGUUUUCUCCCUCGCCGUUCUAAUCCUGAUGCUGCUGGGCGUGCAAGGCAGCCCCAGCCAUCAUGCUCCUCAUAUCGUGUUUUUCAAAAAGAGAGUGUUGCGUCUCGCGCUCCUCCUCAAAAAUCACGGGGACCGAGCCAGCACUCACAGCCAAAGCAAUCUAAGCAGAAGCCGGAUCUGAGGACCGUUCUUCUCGCUAAGAAAGCUUCGGCUCAGAAGAAAAGGUCCUGACGCCAAAUGGGUCAGACCUGUGAGGGCAGCCCCAAUCGAGACAGUGCGGUGUACACCUCAGUAUACGGUGCCCGUCCGGUCUCGGUGCUCUCACGGGGCCGUCCUGCCAACCCCGCCACCCUUGGUGCCUCGGGGCGCAGCGGUCUCCAGCGGGUCUCUGGCGCUGUGUCUCCCAGACGCUGCGUCAGGCUCGCUCCCUCUGAGGGGGGUCCAAGAGCAGUUAGCUCGGGUGGUUCCUGCGCUUCGGCUUCAGGUCCCCGAACUAGCUGUUCUAAUUACACCAGAGGCCAGCCUCGAGAGGCUGGUUCCCUUAGUAGAAUGUCUGACAGAAUGGAAAAGUCUGCCGAAUAUAUCUCAAUGGGUCCUGCAGAUAGUAGAGAAGGGCUACAGAAUCCAGUUCGGUUCUCGUCCCCCACGCUACAACGGGGUGUUGCUCACAGUAGUGCAUCCCGAGCAGGCUCUGGUCAUGGAGCAAGAAGUGAAAUCUCUUUUAGCGAAAAAUGCUAUAGAGCAGGUGUAUCCUCCCGACAGGGCAUCGGGUUUUUACAGCCGUUAUUUCAUUGUUCCAAAAAAGGAUGGAGGGCUGCGUCCCAUUUUAGAUCUUCGUCUGUUGAAUCGUACAGUUCAGAAAUUAAAAUUCAAGAUGCUGACACUCAAACAGAUCGUGACUCAAAUCAGAUCCGAGGACUGGUUCGUCACAAUAGACCUAAAAGAUGCGUACUUCCAUAUCUCCAUCCUCCCUCAGCACAGGAAGUUCCUAAGGUUUUCUUUCGGGGGCAAAGAAUACCAGUAUCGGGUACUUCCCUUCGGUCUAGCUCUCUCACCCCGCACAUUCACGAAAUGCGUAGAUGCAGCUCUGGCCCCGCUCAGGCUGCAGGGCAUACGUAUUCUGAAUUACCUGGACGACUGGUUGAUUUUAGCAGAAUCAGAACAGUUGGCGGUUCGGCAUCGAGAUGUCGUCCUCGCUCAUAUGCAAAAGUUGGGUUUGAGGCUCAAUACCAAGAAGAGUGUGCUAUCUCCAUUACAGAGGACCACUUUUCUUGGGGUGGUAUGGGAUUCGGUCACGAUGCGAGCCUCUCUUUCGCCCGCUCGUGUAGCCAACAUCCUCGCAGCCACUUCGGAGCUAAAGCUAGGCCAGUCACGCACUGUAAAACAGUUCGAGAGAUUGUUGGGUCUCAUGGCAGCAGCGUCCAAUGUGAUCCCCUUUGGCCUGCUGGGCAUGAGACCUUUACAGUGGUGGCUCAGGACCAGAGGGUUCUCCCCGAGGGGAAACCCACUUCGUACGAUCAAGAUCACGCGGCGGUGUCUCCGCGCCUUGGUCAUAUGGAGAGAACACUGGUUCCUGUCCCAGGGUCCGGUAUUGGGAGCUCUUUGUCAUCGGGUUACCAUCUCGACAGAUGCUUCCCUUACCGGCUGGGGAGCGGUAAUGGAAGGCCGCUCAGCUCAGGGUCUGUGGGAGAGCCAUCAUCACUCUUGGCACAUCAACUGCCUGGAGAUGAUGGCUGUCUUCAAAGCUUUGAGGCACUUCCUGCCAGACCUGAGGGACCAUCAUGUGCUGGUCCGCACAGACAAUACAUCGGUGGUCUCUUACAUCAACCGUCAGGGGGGUCUGCGCUCGCGCCCACUCUGCAAAUUAGCGCACCAGAUCCUCCUGUGGUCUCUGGGGAAAUUACGCUCUCUGAGGGCGAUGUAUAUACCAGGGACUCAGAAUAUUGGAGCAGACACCCUGUCGAGGCAGGUGCUGAGGCCAGGGGAAUGGAGGCUUCACCCGGAGGUGGUGGAGCUCAUAUGGGAAUGUUAUGGCCAAGCAGAAGUGGAUCUGUUCGCUUCUCAGUACACGACGCACUGUCCACUAUGGUUCUCCCUUACUCAUCCAGCCCCCCUGGGGUUGGACGCUAUGGUACAGAAGUGGCCGAGGCUACGUCUGUACGCCUUUCCCCCUGUUGCUCUGCUCCCAGGAGUUCUGGAGAGAGUCCGCCAGGACGGAGUAAGUCUACUUCUCGUAGCUCCACACUGGCCGAGUCGAAUCUGGUUUGCGGACCUGAUUCAUCUCCUCGACGGUUCUCCCUUGGAGAUCCCGAUCAGGAAAGACCUUCUAUCUCAGGCCGGGGGCACUAUAUUUCACCCCCGGCCAGAGAUUUGGAAGCUUUGGGUGUGGCCUCUGAGGGGGCGCAACUCAUAGAGAGUGGUCUCUCAACUGAGGUUGUGGAGACCAUUCUUAGCUCCAGAGCUCCAGCUACGAGGAAACUUUAUAGACUCAAAUGGAAUGUUUUUUCUUCUUGGUGUUACCAACAUCAGUGUGACCUCGUCCACUGCUCUGUUGGCUCAGUUCUUGAGUUUUUACAAGACCGCUUCGCUUCUGGUCUAUGUCCAUCCACCUUAAAAGUUUACGUGGCGGCCAUCUCGGCUUUCCACGCCCAAGUGGGUGGUGCAUCUCUGGGUCGAGACCCUCUUAUCUCUCGUUUCCUUCGUGGCACCUUGAGGCUGAGACCUGCAACUCGUUCUAGAGUGCCGGCCUGGGACCUGGCUAUAGUUUUAGAAGGCCUUUCUAGGGCUCCGUUUGAGCCCCUAGAUUCGGUCUCUGAGAAGUUUCUUUCGUUUAAGACUACUUUUCUCCUUGCUAUUUCGUCCCUUAAAAGAGUCGGAGACCUUCAGGCUCUCUCGGUUUCUCCCACCUGCCUUGAAUUUGCACCUGGGAUGGUCAAAGCAUUUCUCUACCCGAAGCAGGGAUACGUCCCUAAGGUACCGACCGUUGUUCCGAGACCUAUUGUUCUGCAGGCUUUCUGUCCUCCCCCGUUUGCAUCGUCGGACCAGGAAAAGUCUAACCUCUUGUGCCCGGUGCGAGCAUUGGACACUUACGUUCAUCGGACUUCUUCUUUUCGGAAAUCCGAUCAGCUGUUUGUUUGUUUCGGGUCACCUAAGAUAGGUCUUCCUGCCACUAAACAGACACUUAGUAAGUGGAUAGUUGGGGCUAUCCUUCUUGCCUAUGAGUCUUCUGACCUACCGUGCCCUUUGGGGGUCAGAGCUCAUUCUACUAGGAGUAUGGUGGCCUCUAGAGCCUUAUUAUCUGGGGCCUCUCUUCAGGAUGUUUGUGAUGCGGCAGGCUGGUCCUCGCCACUCACAUUCGUCAGGUUUUAUAGCCUAGACCUGGACGCUACUCCCGGGUCUCAGGUUUUUAAUUCUAGAGGCGUUGGGUUUUCUGUCUGACACUCAGGCACUUGUAAUAUGGCGGUUUGGGUAUUCUCGUUCCCAAAGCGUUAUCGACGCAUCGUCUCUCCCUCGAUGGGGAACGUCUCGGUUACGUCUGUAACCUCGGUUCCCCGAGAAGGGAACGAGACGAUGCGUCUCCCUGCCAUACUUCCUUCAUUCCUGUGAUCGACUUGCUUCGGCACUGUCGAAGCUAACACCGGUUGCUCCGGUUGGGGUUUUUAUCAAUUCCUGGUCGUGACGUCACUCCUGACGCUCACUCUCGCCAUUGGACUAGUUGACAUGGAUGCUUCAGACGCACUCACGCAGAAUGCGUUCCCAAAGCGUUAUCGAC